AUGGCAGAGGCAUUUCUUAAAGUCGUGCUUGAUAAUCUGGGCUCGCUUAUCAAGGAGGAGAUUGGACUGAUCUUGGGCGUUGACGAGGAGAUGCACAAGCUUUCAAGUACCCUCACCACCCUUCAAGCUGUGCUGGAAGAUGCUGAAGACAAGCAAAUCGAAAGCAGGCCUAUCCGAGAUUGGCUGCAGAAGCUCAACGUCCUUGCUUAUGAGAUUGAUGACAUCUUGGAUGAGUGCAACACUCAUGUCUCCAAACUCAAACACACUCGCAGCAAACUUAGUCGCUUAAGCAUCAAGAAGAUUUUGUAUCGUCACGAGAUCGGGAGGAGGAUGAAACGAGUCACCGAGAAACUGGAGGGUGUUGCUGCAGAGCGCGCUGAAUUUCAUCUGCGUGAGAUGCCUGUUGAUAGGCCUAGAGAAGUUGUUGCCUCACGUGAGACGGGAUCCCUAUUGAACCAUAUUGAUCAGAUUUAUGGUAGAGAAGAAGAAAAAAACAAGAUUGUGGAGAUAUUGGUGAGUGAUGUAAAGGAGAAUGAGGAUAUGUCUGUGUUGCCAAUCAUUGGCGUUGGUGGUCUUGGCAAGACUACUCUUGCUCAGUUAGUCUUUAGCGAACCGCGGGUGGUAGGCCACUUUGAUAUAAGAAUUUGGGUUUGUGUCUCUGACAAUUUUGAGUUGAAGACUUUGGUGAAGGCAAUGAUAGAAGCUGUCACAGGGAGCGGGAAAGCUGCGGAGUUGCAGCAGUUGGAUGUUGUAGAGCGUCAGCUUUGGGAGUUGUUGAGCCAAAAACGAUAUUUAAUUGUACUUGAUGAUGUAUGGAACGACCACCAGGAGAAAUGGUUUGAAUUGAAAGAUAUUCUAUCAUGUGGUUCAACUGGUGCAUCCAUCAUUGUCACCACACGCCAAAAGAAGGUUGCUGAUAUAAUGGGGACACUUCCAGCUCAUCGCAUCAAGGGUUUGUCGGAUGACAAUUGUUGGAUGUUACUUAGGUCACGCGCCUUCGGACCUAAAGAAGAAGCAUGUUCGCAACUGGAAAUGAUUGGGAAAGAGAUUGUGAAGAAGUGCGCUAGUGCGCCACUUGCUGCUAAGGCGCUUGGAGCUCAUGGCUAUAUUUCACCAAAGGAAAAUAUUGAAGUGGAAGAUGUUGGGAAUCAAAUAUGUAAUGAGUUACUACUUAGAUCUCUUAUAGAACCAAGGUUUAUGGAUAAAAGCAUCGCUAUGCAUGAUCUUGUUCAUGAUCUUGCGAUAUCACUAAUGGAGAACAAAAUUCCCGGAGUAAGAAGUGACAGAAAUAUUCCAAUCGCAUCUACCAUACGCGAGGUAAAUUUGGUUGACAGAACGAUUUUGUUUCCUAAGCAAGAUUUAAACAUUUCUUCCAUCUCGGAGCUCACAAGCGUAAGAGUAUUCUAUGCAAAAGAUGACGGAUUAAAAGAUUUGUCUCCUUCCAUUUGCAAUCUUAAACAUCUGCGGUACUUGAAUAUGUCAAACUCUGGAAUUCGCUCUCUGCCCAACUCAAUAUGUACUCUUUGGAAUUUGCAAAUCCUGAACUUGGAUCGUUGCUAUAAGCUAUUGGCUUUGCCAAGGAAGCUGACAUCCUUAUAUAAUCUCCAACAUCUAUGUUUGUCAAACUGUUGGUCGUUGUCUGAGAUGCCCUCUAAAAUGAGGAAGUUAACUGGCCUCAAAACACUGAGCAUGUUUGUAGUGGGUGCCAAGAAAGGUACUCAGCUUGAGGAGCUGCAUUGCUUGAACCUCAGUGGGGAGCUUAAUAUUCGACAUCUGGAGAGAGUAGCGGACUUGGAUGCAGAGAAAGCAAAUAUUGCUGACAAAAAGAAUCUCAGGAGGUUGACAUUGUCGUGGGAAAGAUAUGAUUUAUCCAAGUUAGAGGAAGAUGAUGAUAAGGUGUUGGAAGCACUCGAACCUCACUCCAAUCUUGAGUGUCUUCGUAUAGCUGGUUUCCGUGGUAGAUAUCUUCCACGUUGGAUGACAAAUUCAACUUUGGAAAACAUAGUUGAGGUUGUAAUCAGAAAUUGUGCAUGUUGCAGGCGUCUUCCAAAAUUGAGAGAGCUAACUCAUCUUAAAAAACUGGAGUUAGAGAAUAUAGGGGUGGAGUACAUUAUUGAAGAAGAAGUUGGAAGUGGAAACGAAGUAGAGAUACAAUUCCCUACUCUUGAACAAUUGGACUUAUCAAAACUCCCAAAUCUGAUGAAUUUUUCAAAGGAGCAAGAGAGUAGUAGAGAAGCAUUCCCAAAUCUUAAAGAGCUAUCGAUUUCACGUUGCUCUUCAUUUGUACUGCAACCACUCCCAUCCCUCCAAAAGUUGGAUUUUCUAAAAUGCAGUAGCUCAACUCUGGCUUUAUUAUCUGAGCAGGACAUUCCUAGGCGACUGAAAGUGGAAAUUGAGGAGAGCCUGACAUGUUUUCCAAUAGAAACAUUGGUAAAGUACAGUGAGCUUCGGAGUUUGAAUAGAAACAUUGGCAAAGUACAAGAAUUAGUACAGCUGCUGGAAGAGGAAGAUAUUAAACCUCUUAAUAAUCUUCAUGUGAUACAUUGGAAUCACUCCCAGACCAGCUACCUUCUCUUCACAUUCUCCGAAUCAGAACAUGCCCAAAGAUUGUAUCAAUUCCAGCUCUACCAAAUGCCAAAGAAAUAUUUAUUAGAGGAUGUCCACAACUGGAAAGACGAUGCCAGAGAGGAACAGGACAGGAUUGGCAUAAGAUUUCCCACAUUCCCCGCCUCCGAAUUCCUUAUAACUAACUUCACUCCACAGCCAUUUUUCAUUGCCGCUGCUUGCUGGGAUCGUGAUACGACCUCCUACUCAUCUGCACCAUCACCACCAUCCACAUAG
Messenger RNA from Salvia hispanica, 2841 nucleotides. RefSeq names its product disease resistance protein RGA2-like. NCBI's taxonomy places the organism in Eukaryota, Viridiplantae, Streptophyta, Magnoliopsida, Lamiales, Lamiaceae. Gene Ontology annotation, molecular function: ADP binding. The record is from RefSeq and is a predicted model, not a curated record.